ACGACUUAUCAAACAAGGGAAUCAACGUACAUCGCACUUCGACCUGCACCGUCCAGUUUGAUUGUUUCACUCAACCCGGGAUGACCCCGUGGCAACGACCGGGCACGACGCCCUAUCCCCAAGUCUGGCACACCUUCCAAUCGCUGGACUCGUACACCAACAAUCUGGUCCGGUACCGCGUCCAGGAUCUUCCACCCGACCGCUUCGAGGAUGCCGUGGAACACAUGCGUAAGUACUUCCUCCGGGAUGAACCGAUCUGUGGCAGUCUGCGGCUUGCGGAAGAUCCGGUCGGAAUGCGCGAGAUCUGCGACGUUUGGCGGCGGGUCGUCCAGCAGCGGUGUGCCGUGGUUUGCUUCCAGGAAGGCAGCGACGAAAUCGUCGGCCUCAACAUGCUGACCGUGGUGUCUCGAGAGGAUCAGGCACAGCAGCAGCAGCAGUUUGCGAGCCCUGCCGUGAGGGCCUUUGUCGAGUGUACUCUCUACAUGACCGAAAAGGGCCAGCUAUUUGAGCACUUUGGCGUGGAUCACUUUCUUUCGGCUUGGGGACUGUCGGUACAUCCGGCGUACCGGAGCCGAGGGUUGGCAACGGAAAUUCUUCGAGCGCGAGUGCCACUUUGUAAGGCGUUUGGACUAAGGUUGAGUGCUACGGUGUUUUCCCAUCCGGGAUCGCAGCAUCCGGCCGCCAAGGUUGGCUUCAAGGAUCGGGUGGUGGAGCGGUUCGAUGAGCUGACCAAGAAGGGCUUUCAACUGGGGCAGAUUCCAGUCGAGUUUAAUAAGUUGAUGACACUGAGCAUUGAAUUAGAGUAGGGAAGUUAUGUAUUGUUUUCAGAAUUGAUGAAUAAAACUUUUUACAAAA
Culex quinquefasciatus (southern house mosquito) is the source of this 855-nucleotide messenger RNA. RefSeq lists its product as uncharacterized. Lineage: Eukaryota; Metazoa; Arthropoda; Insecta; Diptera; Culicidae. Gene Ontology annotation, molecular function: N-acetyltransferase activity. The record is from RefSeq and is a predicted model, not a curated record. The transcript has 2 exons. The coding region runs from base 81 to 806 and encodes 241 amino acids.